AGGGAAGCAGCCGCGGAGGAGGAGGAGAAACGGAGAUCGAGGCGGGACUUGGAGUCCUAACUACUGACGGUACGGUGAACUCGGGGGCUCCCGGGGUCCCACCGCGAUCAUGGUCAAGCUGGCGGCCAAAUGCAUCAUGGCAGGUGACGCCACAGUGGGGAAGAGCUCCCUGGCGCAGAUGUUCCGGAGCGACGGGGCUCAUUUCCAGAAGAACUACACCUUGACCACGGGCGUGGACUUGCUGGUGAAGCAGCUGACGGUUCCUGACACGAACGACAGCGUGGAGCUCUUCAUCUUCGAUUCUGCCGGCAAAGAGCUGUUUUCCGAAAUGCUGGACAAGCUGUGGGAACAUCCCAACCUCUUGUGCCUUGUCUUUGACGUGACCAACGAGCAGUCCUUCACUAACUGCGCCAAGUGGCUGGAGAAGGUGCGGGUGCAGCUGCAGGGCUCCACUCUGCCAGGCGUGUUAGUGGGGAAUAAGACCGACCUGGCCGGCAGGCGCGUGGUGGAGGCAAGUCGGGCCCAGGAAUGGGCCGGGACCCACGGCCUGGAGUAUUUCGAGACGUCUGUGAAGGAGAUGGAAAACUUUGAAGCCCCUUUUCGCUGUUUGGCCAAGUUGUUCCACCAGCUGUAUCGGGAGAGGCUGGAGCUCUUCCACUCGCUGGUGUGAGGAGCGUCUCUGAGAGAAGACCCGAGAUUUGCUGUGUGCACAGUGAUUGAGCCACAAAGAAAUACCCCUGGGAAAAUAAAUAUCGAAGCAGUGCUUCCUUGCCAUCAA
Messenger RNA from Antechinus flavipes (yellow-footed antechinus), 778 nucleotides. RefSeq names its product intraflagellar transport 27 (gene IFT27). Bases 110 to 670 code for a protein of 186 amino acids. The record is from RefSeq and is a predicted model, not a curated record. Gene Ontology annotation, cellular component: Golgi apparatus. The transcript has 7 exons. Lineage: Eukaryota; Metazoa; Chordata; Mammalia; Dasyuromorphia; Dasyuridae. Gene Ontology annotation, molecular function: GTPase activity; GTP binding.